This is a messenger RNA of Ramularia collo-cygni, 1188 nucleotides long. RefSeq lists its product as uncharacterized. The coding region runs from base 1 to 1188 and encodes 395 amino acids. Lineage: Eukaryota; Fungi; Ascomycota; Dothideomycetes; Mycosphaerellales; Mycosphaerellaceae. The transcript has a single exon. The record is from RefSeq and is a predicted model, not a curated record.
AUGGCGAACAACCCUCAGCAUCACGGACAGCAUCACAAUGGCCCGAACUGGAAGUGGACCGGUACACGCCUCGAUCACCCCGACGCGGUGCUCUCAGCCGAUGGAAGGUCAUGGACGAGCAGAACUCCGGGAGGAUUGCGUAUUCCAAGCAAACCUCUCCACAUUGACAAUUCGUCCAUUGAUCUCGAUGAAGAUCUAGGGCCUGCGCCCCAGCCAAGCACCUUCACGCGACGCGUCCGGCCUGAGAAACGCGCUGCCGAAGUUGCAUUCUUGGAACGCGUCCACCGAGACCGAGAAGCUAAUCGGGCUAUCGAAAGCUCAGGGGGAGAGCUGCCUGUGGAGGCAGAUGAGGAGGGCGGAGAAGUCGCGGAGAUAGGCGAAAAUGGAGGCAUGCUCCUCGAGAGUCCUAGAGUGCGUCGAACAUGUAGGCGCAAAGCUCGAAUCACCACUCAGCGCCCAGCUCGCCAGCACGAACAGGAGGCUGUAGAAGAAGGCGACGUGGUCGAGGCAGCUCUUGAAGCGGAAGCUGCUAGUCCACAACAUCAAGCCUCUACUAGAAAGCCUCCCGUGCGCAAGCAAGGUACCACUCGCAAUCGGGAGAAGCUCAUCAAUCCUCCUCGACAGGUCACAAGCCCAAGUCCAAUCCCGUUGCGCAYGGAUCAAAAUAUGGCUUCAUACCACGGUAGCAGGCCCAUCCCUAACGCCAUCGCAAGAAUGAGGAACGACAUCAAGAACCAUUUCAUCAAGCCUAAUGGUACCGUAAGGAAGGAGGAACUCUUCGCCAAGUAUGAAAAGCAGUUGCUUUUCCGAACCGACGGUAGAAUGGCUGCCAAGAAUCCAAUGAGUGAGUUCUACAUGGAUCGACGGCUCUUCAGCGCACCAAUGUGGGAGAAAUUGACGAUGGACUAUGUUAAGGACCACGAUAAGCCCGGUUUCCGCAAGAUCCGAUAUUCCGUCCACUUGAGGGGUAAGAAAGGCCAGCAUCGCAACUUCGAAGGUGAGCUCGCGCUCGAUGUACCACAGCCAGCCGCUUGGAUCGAGGAUGCGGAUUUGCCGUAUGAUGACGACGAAGACGAUGAGACGACCGAGAUGCCUGUCGCUGAUGGAGGAAACGCGGAUAGCAAGGAUGAUAUCGACGAUGGGAUGGACGUUGAAGGGGAGGAUGGCUCGGAGGAUGGGAGUGAGUAG